Molecule: messenger RNA, 1184 nt
Organism: Poecilia latipinna (sailfin molly)
Lineage: Eukaryota; Metazoa; Chordata; Actinopteri; Cyprinodontiformes; Poeciliidae
Product: fetuin-B-like
Exons: 4
Coding region: 16-903 (295 amino acids)
Biological process (GO): negative regulation of endopeptidase activity
Cellular component (GO): extracellular region
Molecular function (GO): endopeptidase inhibitor activity
Source: RefSeq, a predicted model, not a curated record
UGUUAGAACUACUAGAUGUGCACAAGAUCACUCAGGCAAGCUCUUGUUGCUGCAGAUCCGCCAGAGAAGCUACAGCAGACUUGUCCAACUUGUCCCGUCCUGCUCUCCGUAGACAGCCCGGUGGCCAUGGAAACCGCAGGGAUCACUCUGGAGGCCUAUAAGAGGCAGUCCACUCUGGGCGCUGGGCUUGGUGUGAAACGGGUCACCCGAGCUGCAGUUCAGAACGUGCCAAAAAAAGCGGUGUUUGUAGAGUACACGGUCCAGCAGUGUCCAGAGGGAUUUACGGAGAGAGGGACCUGCCAGCGGCUGACUCUCAAAUCAGACACACAGACGGCAGGUUUCUGUACAGGAUCCGUGUACGGAGACAUGAGCAAACACCCGGACGUCCAGGUGUCCUGUGAGAUGUAUAAGAUACAGAACGUGGACAUGGUCCAACCUGUAAAACCGCAAGUUCACGACCUCCCCAUAGACCCCAUGAUCCCAACCUUUCCACCUCUGCCUGAUGACCCUGUGAUUGACCUGCAGCCCAUUCCCUCUGACCCUCCAACUCCCGAUGUCGCUCAGCCAGCUCCGAUUGACCCCACAGCUAUGCCCUCUCUUCCUACAGAUCCCCCAGUUGUGGUUAACCCCUCCGUCCUUCUCUCUUCUUCCAGUGAGUCUGCUGAGAGAACAGUAAGCCAACAACAGCACACAAGGACUCUGGAUUCUUCCUCUGAGGAAAUUGGAGUCCUGGUGGCCCGGCUUCCACCGUUUAACUUCCGCUACCCGAGGCGUAAGCGUGACAAGAGGCAGAGCUUGACGGAGACUUCUCCCUCACACAGCCCGGUGUUCCUGUCUGAUUUCCCCAGCGGGUCAUCUCCUUUUCGAUCCUGUCCUGGUCCGGCGCGAUACGCCACAGCGUAACCAGUACUUCGCUGCUCAGAAAUCCAUUUACUCAUGUAUGAUUUACCCACUGAGAGUCUGAACCGAUAAACUGCUCCAAUCCCUGUCACUGGAGGCUUGUAAUAAUUUGUGCUAAUGAGAGGAAAGCAUUUUUUUCUCUGUGGCCUUGAAGUGACCUCUCUUCUGUACUGUUGCUCCCAAAGCAGCUCAAACAUGAAUUUAAAAAUGGUUACUCACAUUUUAAGAGAUUGUAAUAAAUCUCCAGUAAGCUACUUGAAGACAAUAAAGAAGUUUGGAUUUAU